AUGGAAGAAAGUCAAGAACUUGCGUUGACCCAGUUGAGAAAAUCUGUCGAGAAACUCUCUUCUUCCACAGAGGGAUAUGAAGUGCCCACAUUGAUGAGGUUCUUGGUUGCAAGAUCAAUGAAUCCAGACAAGGCAGCAAAGAUGUUUGUAGAUUGGCAAAAAUGGAGAGCCUCCAUGGUUCCUACAAAUGAGAUCACAGACUCAGAAGUGAAGGAUGAGUUGGACUUCAAAAAGAUCUGUCUUCAGGGUCCAACAAAAUCUGGACACCCUAUGGUUCUUGUCCUAACCUCUAAGCACUUUCCUGCUAAGGAUCAAGUUAUCUUCAAGAAGUUCGUUGUUCAUCUGCUAGACAAAACAAUCGCAAGUGGCAUCAAAGGAAAAGAAGUAGGAGAUGAGAAGUUAGUAGCUGUUAUCGAUCUUUCAAACAUCACAUACAAGAACCUUGAUGCUCGUGGACUAAUCACCGGCUUUCAAUUCUUACAAUCUUACUACCCGGAACGCCUUGCAAAAUGCUACAUAUUGCACAUGCCUGGAUUCUUUUUGAGCGUUUGGAGAUUCGUCUGCCGUUUUCUAGAAAAAGCUACUCAGGAAAAGAUUGUGAUAGUAAAAGAAGGAGAAGAAGAGAGAAAGUUUAAGGAAGAGAUUGGAGUAGAUGCACUGCCAGAAGAAUAUGGUGGCAAAGCUAAGCUCACACUAAUCCAAGAUGUUCUUCUUCCUCAGGCGUCGGCUCCACAUAUGUUAACAACAAACAUUAAUAAUGUUUAAGUGUACUCCUUUAGUAGUAUUGUUCUGUAAUGAUUAUGACAGAACUUUUGUUAAAGAAGCAAUGAAACACAUGAGAAAUUUGUGCGAAUAUACUCAAUCUGGUAAACGUUCUGUUCUGCUUCCCACUUUAAAACAUGUUUGCUCUUUAUUGUUUUGAGAUAACAACAAACAUAUGUCGUUCUAGAUUGUUAGAACAUGAUUAAUAUCUUUUUCUUA
Molecule: messenger RNA, 981 nt
Organism: Eruca vesicaria subsp. sativa (arugula)
Lineage: Eukaryota; Viridiplantae; Streptophyta; Magnoliopsida; Brassicales; Brassicaceae
Source: the annotation of a GenBank genome assembly